GUCAUGACUGUGCGGAAGUGCAGUGAAUAUGAUGGCCGUCCUAGACCAAGAAGAAGAGAGUGUUUGUGCAGAGAAGGGAAUCGAGAAAUAGACUUCACCAUUUACAACCAAACAUCAGCAAGCUAACCGUUACAACAAUUAAUUUAAAACGAAUUUUCCCGACCCUUUGUAUAUCUGGAAUUCCAAAGGAUAGAGUUGUGCGGUCUCCCAGUGGGGGACGCCGGACAAAAUGUCCCUCUUCCAGUCAGCACUUGAUUUCCUGGCUGGGCCAGGCUCCGCAGGAGCAGCCAGCCGGGAUCAAAAUGAUUUCGUAGGACAAACUGUGGAACUUGGAGACAUGAAACUUAGAAUCAGGCGUGUUAUUGCAGAAGGGGGCUUUGCGUUUGUGUACGAAGCUCAGGACAUCGGCAGCAACAAGGAGUACGCUCUGAAGAGGCUCCUGUCCAAUGAGGAGGAGAAGAACAAGGCCAUCAUCCAGGAGGUGUGCUUCAUGAAAAAGCUGUCGGGUCAUCCCAACGUGGUGCAGUUCUGCUCCGCCGCCUCCAUCGGCAAAGAGGAGUCCGACACGGGCCAGGCCGAGUUCCUCAUCCUCACCGAGCUCUGCAAAGGUCAGCUGGUUGACUUCAUUAAGAGGGUGGAGCAGAAGGGACCCAUAUCAUGUGACACGGUGCUGAAGGUCUUCUACCAAUCAUGUCGUGCUGUGCAACACAUGCACAAACAGAAACCUCCAUCAUCCACCGGGACCUCAAGGUACCGCCUCCACCGUCGGCAUGGUUACGUGCCAUGGCAUGACCUCUGUCCGCUGGCGAGGAGCGUGAGAGAAUGACGCUUUAUUUCUCCUCCCAGUUCCUGCUCAGAUUGAUUUGUAGCUGCCUGCGUAACACAGUGACACCUCCUGUGCUCCUCUGGGCUCUGUGUGGUUGGUGCCCUCUAGAGGACAGGAGAGGAAGUGCAUCUGCUGGAUAGAAUUACUUUAAAUUGUCACUACAGUGUACAUUAUACAUGGGAGGAAUCGUGAUGUAUUUCUGCUUAUAAGAAUGAAGAGUUCAGAGGAAUCCGGGCUAAUCAUAAUUUUGGCUGGCAUUAUGGCAUAUUAAGCAGCACUGUCAACGUGACUCUU
Conger conger (European conger) is the source of this 1120-nucleotide messenger RNA. It is a transcript of the gene gak, whose product is annotated as cyclin G associated kinase. Lineage: Eukaryota; Metazoa; Chordata; Actinopteri; Anguilliformes; Congridae. The transcript has 5 exons. Gene Ontology annotation, biological process: positive regulation of Notch signaling pathway; regulation of clathrin-dependent endocytosis; protein phosphorylation. Gene Ontology annotation, molecular function: protein serine/threonine kinase activity; ATP binding; AP-2 adaptor complex binding. The coding region runs from base 230 to 826 and encodes 198 amino acids. The record is from RefSeq and is a predicted model, not a curated record. Gene Ontology annotation, cellular component: cytoplasm.